UUUAUGUUCGCGGUUUGCGCGAUGAUCUCCUCACCACGAAUACUUUCCCUUUUACAGUAAAACUAUGCGAGUUAGCUACAAGCGAUAACGUAAAACUACCGAGAAAUACUCCAUUUUCUCUCUACCGGGAAAUUAGAUUCCCCUCAAUAUUUUCUCUUUUACAGUAAACCGCUUUCCUGGAAAAUGGUUGUUCCCGCGCAGGCGCCGUGACCUUUGACCGAUAAAAAUCAAUAAAUCACCUCUGCCAGAUUUUCACAAGUGUCCCGAUUUUUCCUGCUCCGGACGACUUUGCUUGGCUGCAGCGAUUCUUGAACGUUACAUGACAUUUUACAAAAAUAUCAGGUGACACAUCUAGUACUGGAUCAUCUGACAAUGCUGUCGAUGCCAUUGAACAACUGUCAUUCCCAGCUGUGAAAUUGAACUCAUGUCUCAUGAACUUUGCCAAGACACAGGAUUUUUUACUGUACCUGUGUAAGAUGUUACACUAAGAAACUUGGAUGUAAAUGAAACAUUGUAUUUUCUUUUGCAACAAUAUUGAGAGAAAACACCAAAGGUGCCGCUAUGUUUACUCACACUUUCGGAUACAAAUUUAGGGGAUCGAAUCAUCUCCUGUAACUUAUACUGGCAGUCCCUUCAGUUGGAAGUAUCAAGUACUGUUCAACUUACCUCAGUCACUCAUGUUAGGUCCAAGCCACACCUACAACUUGGCAAUGGAUGAGACAGAGGCCCCAGAAAUGACAGCACUUCAAGAUGGGCUCUCAGAGCAAAGCAAAGAAAAGGCUCAAGUGGAACUGAAUGAACAUGCCCAACAUCUCCAUAACGACAUCCAGGCUGUGCGGGACAUGGUCAUCACCAGGCCAGACAUCACCUUCCUCAGGUCUGAUGACAGCUUUGUACUCAGGUUCCUGCGAGCAAGAAAGUUCAGCUGGGUCGAGGCAUUUAUGCUGUACGCACGUUACUAUGAGUAUCGUCAAAAGCAUUCCGUCAUGUUUAAACACUGCACACUUGAGAACCCUGGAGUACAACAGGCACUGCUGGAUGGCUUUCCUGGAGUGUUGGAGGAUACGGAUCACUUUGGCAGGAAGAUACUGGUGUUCUACCCUGCCAACUGGGAUGUCACAAGGUACUCCAUAGAACAUGUGUCGUUGGCCAUCCUCCUGUCCCUAGAGCAGAUGAUCCAGGACCCAGAGGUACAGGUGCAUGGCUUCGCUAUCAUUGUGGACUGGAGCCAGUUCAGCUUCCGCCAGGCCGCCAGGCUGUCCCCUGCACAGAUGAGACUUGUUAUCGAGGGGCUUCAGGACAGCUUCCCAGCUCGUUUUGGAGGCAUCCACUUCAUCAACCAGCCAUGGUACAUCGAUGCUGCCUUCACCAUUCUCAAACCCUUCUUAAAGGAGAAAACCAGGGAAAGGAUUUUGAUGCAUGGAAACAACAUGAAGAGUCUGCAUGACCAAAUCCACCCAGAGAUUCUCCCAUCAGAGUUUGGUGGGCAGAAGCCGCCAUACAACGUGCAGAGGUGGGGGCGGCUGCUACUGGGGGAGGACUUUGAGCUGAACAUAACAGAUGAUGCUUGUGAUCUCAAGGACCACCAUUCAACAAGAAAAGACACAAUGAAAAGAUCCCAGUCAGCAUAUCUUCCUGAGGAGCUGGGCAUAAAAGAGGAUAAAAUCUUCUCGAUUGAAUAGAUAAUUAUCUGUGAACACAUCUUCUACAUACAGCAAAUCUUAGUUCCAUUUGUGUAAGAUGGUGGACAGAUCAGAGAGUAUGUUCUUAUAUAAUCAAACUAAAUGAUCCAUAGUACAGAUGAAAAAAUGUUGGGCCUAAUGAGAAAUUUAUGGGCUUUGAGACAGCAUUGACCACUAGGAUAUUGAAUGCCUAAAACGAUAUCUGUCUACAUCAUUUUUUUCAUAUCUGGCAUGUAGUAUGCUAUCCAAAAUGAAAUUUUAGGACCAUGAUUUUCAUCAACGGUGAUUUUCAUUAUCGGUGAUUUCAAAAUUCAAUAGGACAAAAUUACCUGUCAAAGGUAUGAGAACCUCUCAGUUUUGAAGGAAGAAUGACAGUUCAAUCUUUCAAGAUCUUUUAGAAUCUUUUAAAAUUGAUGUUCUUCCUUUUUUGUUUAAGGACAACAAAUUUCUGGCACAGAUUGCAUUAACAUCUGUGUUGUGUUGGGAGGGUAUGUAAAAAGAAUACAAAAUGGUGUAUUCCAUAUCACCCUUAAGCUUGGUCCCAGCCCACACAUGGGUUGGAUCGGGCAUUGGACGUUCUGAUACUCUGUGACUGUGCAGGAUUCACCAUUUCUUCUUGUAUUCACAUUUCCUUGCAAACUGUGAUUUAAAUAAUGAUUGGUUAUUUGAAAGACAGUUAACCAGAUGGUAUUUCACUACAUGUACAUGUUGUAUGUCUGAAGGGUAAGGCUUACCGAUAUUUUCACAGCAAACCAUAUUCCUUUUUAUAGGAAGAUUUAGUGAGUGGAAGUUCCAAUAGAAGGCAUGUUAGUAUGCAUGUAUUAUCCGUCCAAGUUGACCUUGUUGAUAUACAUUGUAUGCUAGAGAGCAAACAAAGUUUCCAAGUUUUUAUUCACAUAUUGGAUGGGGAUUUAUAUAUUAGGGAAAGGCUCAUAUAACCUCCUUGAUUAGGGGAUGUAGGACUCAGUAACACAAGUCGUGGGAAUUUCUACUGCAGCAGUAUUUGACUGCAC
This is a messenger RNA of Branchiostoma floridae (Florida lancelet), 2695 nucleotides long. Its product is annotated as clavesin-2-like. Bases 678 to 1682 code for a protein of 334 amino acids. Gene Ontology annotation, molecular function: phosphatidylinositol bisphosphate binding. Gene Ontology annotation, cellular component: membrane. The record is from RefSeq and is a predicted model, not a curated record. Lineage: Eukaryota; Metazoa; Chordata; Leptocardii; Amphioxiformes; Branchiostomatidae. The transcript has 7 exons.